Molecule: messenger RNA, 684 nt
Organism: Cordyceps fumosorosea ARSEF 2679
Lineage: Eukaryota; Fungi; Ascomycota; Sordariomycetes; Hypocreales; Cordycipitaceae
Product: Acyl-CoA N-acyltransferase
Exons: 1
Coding region: 1-684 (227 amino acids)
Molecular function (GO): acyltransferase activity, transferring groups other than amino-acyl groups
Source: RefSeq, a predicted model, not a curated record
AUGUCAGCCCCGUCCCCCAUCACGUCCACUCCGCCUACCGUCGAGAACCCUCACCGCUCCGAGCGCCUCGUCUACACCGCGUUCGACGCCGACAAGCACGACGCCUUCCUCUUCUCCAUGCACGCCGACCCCGUCUCCUGGACGCGCGCCUGCUCCCAGAUCCAGCGCCCCAUGACGCGUGCCUUCCACGAGGGCAUCCUCCGCCAUCACAACAGCCAGCUGCUCUUCGUCAUCGUCAACCGCACCAGCAAGGAGGAGGAGGAAGAGGAGGAGGAGGAGAAGCUGGAGCCGGUGGGCAAGCUCAUCCUGGACGCGUCGGACCCGGCGUCGACGCAGCACGGCAACACAGAGCUCGGCAUCGGCAUCCACCGGUCCUUCCAGGGCAGAGGGUACGGCGGGGAGGCGCUGCGCUGGGCGCUGGACUGGGCGUUUGGCUACGCGAACAUGCACAGGGUCGGGUUGACGGUGUACGAGUGGAACGAGGAUGCGCGCAGGCUGUACGAGAAGGUCGGGUUCCGGGAGGAGGGCAGGAAGAGGGAGGCGCUGUACUUGAAGAACAGGCGCUGGGAUGAGAUCUUCAUGAGCGUCUUGGUGCACGAGUGGCGGGCGAUGCGAGAAGCGGAUUGCAAGGUGCCCCAGAGGAUACUCUCGGCCUUGAUUCCAACCCACCCCACGCACCUUUAA